AUGGCGUCAACGAGGAAGGAGGGCGAGCAGCUUUACGCUGACAUCAACGCCGGCGGGCGCACCCAUCUCGACGUAGAGACCACCGAUUUUAACGUGCUCGUCGCUGGCGCCAAAUACACUUCCUACAUGUGCGCCGCGGAGGAGCUGGACUUUUUGGAGUGCAAGGCCAAGGAUGAGAACCCCCGCGCCUGCGUACCGGAGAACGUGGCCUUGACCGAGUGCGCGCACGCGGCUCUGGACAAGAUCUCGCGGCAGUGCGCCUCCGAGUUCGACGAGGUGGUCGAUUGCCUCGAGAGUCCCAGCGUCCACGGCGAGCUCUCCGCGUGUAGGCACGCGCGUUUCGGAGUUGAUGUGGUGGUGGAGGAGAGGAAGCGUCGCAUGGCGUCCCUCCAGACCUGGGCCAGCACCAGGAGGCGUCCGCAGCCGACGAUCAUCCGCCCCCGCGAGCAGAAGAAGGUCGACGCCGCCGUCGCCAAGUACAAGAAGGAGCACGACAUCACUGAGUGA
Molecule: messenger RNA, 507 nt
Organism: Acanthamoeba castellanii str. Neff
Lineage: Eukaryota; Discosea; Longamoebia; Acanthamoebidae
Exons: 5
Coding region: 1-507 (168 amino acids)
Biological process (GO): mitochondrial electron transport, NADH to ubiquinone
Source: RefSeq, a predicted model, not a curated record